AUGUCGUUUAACAAUGCCCUCUCGCCGCCAGACUCACUAGAUGCUGCGCUCAGCAACUCUGCACGCAGUGUCUACACGGCGCCACCGAACCCAGCCACUCUGACCCCCGACAUGAGCACUCCAGAGACCAGCGGCCAAUCCUCGACGGUUUCAUUCUCGACGUCUCUAGAGCCUACCGUUCUACAGGCAGAAGAAUACCUCACCUCGUUUCAUACUCAACUACUACCCUACUUCCCGUGUGUAUAUAUUCCCCCAGGAACAACCGCGCAGCAACUACGGCUUGAGAGGCCGUUCACCUGGCUGUGCAUCAUGGCCGUGACGUGUAGGGCUGCAGGGCAACGGCGGGCGCUUUACGAAAAGAUUAAAACCAUCGUGGCUCAGCAGAUGGUGCACAAUUCUGCCAACACAGACAUUGAUAUUCUGUUAGGACUUCUGAUCUACCUCGGGUGUAACUCGACGUUUGUCCAGAGAACGGAUUCGCUACGAUGGACACCUUUUAUGGACGAGUGCCUCAAAUUGCUGGAGAAACAGCAGGAAUGCCUGAACGACGAAAUUCUGGCACAACAGGUCAGGUUGCAACUAAUUAGCGACAAACUCAACCUUGGUCCGUACCAUGGAGGGCUGGCCGCAACCCCGGAUCCAAUUCAAGCACCCCCUGCCUUCUAUCUCCACUCAAUGCAUGCGCAAUUGCGAAGCAUCCAACCCCGCGUUGCACCAAAACUCGCAAAGCCACAUAAUGCUCCCGUGAUCUCCAAAAACCUAAACUUUCAGCAGCUGGAGCAUCUUUAUGCCUGCCUGGAAGCCACCAAGUCAUGGUUCGAUCUAUUCUUGACCAUCCCGCCGGUGGAGUACAUCGGGUUUCCCUUCUCAAUAUUCGCACAAAUGGUGCACAACCUCGUGAUUCUCUAUCAGCUGUCGACUUUCGAGGACCCUGCCUGGGACAUAGCUACCGUUCGGCAAACGGCAGAUGUCCUCUCAAUUCUCAGUACAGUGAUUCGGAAUAUGAGCCAGGUUGCAUCCUUGGCGGGCCUGGACGGUGAGCCCGACAGUGAUGUUUUCUCCCGAGUCGCCAAGAUGUACAGAUCCGUGCAGAUGGGGUGGGAAGUCAAACUCGGCCCUAAGCCCCUUUCGCUCGCAAGCACCCACUCCAGCCAGUCUGUCCCAGAACCUCUUGAUACCAUGCCCAUUAACUUCCCUUUAAUGUCUGACAAUGACUGGCUGUCCGAUAUGCUCAAUUCAAUCACACACACCAACCGCUCUGAAGUCUGA
This is a messenger RNA of Aspergillus nidulans FGSC A4, 1269 nucleotides long. RefSeq lists its product as uncharacterized. The transcript has 3 exons. The coding region runs from base 1 to 1269 and encodes 422 amino acids. Gene Ontology annotation, biological process: regulation of transcription by RNA polymerase II. The record is from RefSeq and is a predicted model, not a curated record. Lineage: Eukaryota; Fungi; Ascomycota; Eurotiomycetes; Eurotiales; Aspergillaceae.